CCAUGUGGGGUGGAGUCAUAUUCCAUAGCGCGUAGAAUUCGCGAUCACCCGAAUCUAUUUCUAACUUGUAUUUUGGGGUCAAAUUGAAAUCACCAUCACCAGAUUUUCUUUCUAUCUUCAAUUUCUUCAUCAAAAAGCAACCGCGUAUUCCGCUUUCUUCUUUCCAAUUGACUCGCACCUCGAUUCGAAUCACUUGAGACGUAAGUUUCCACCACAUCUUACUGCUUCAUAAUGAUGAGGUCGAUGAUUGUGUGAAUAGACUAGUGAUUAUGGUGGCUGUUGCACUGUUUGUGGGGUUCGUUGUUGGGGCAUUGGUGGUUAUCGGUGUUGAAGUUGUGGGGCUUUUGUUUUUACUUAGGAAAUUGGGGAAAAAGACUGUUAAACAAGACGUCAAGGUUACGAAAUCUGAAGGUGAGGAGCUACAAUUCCAGUUUCCUAACAAACAGGGAUCAGUUUGGAUUUUAGAAAAAGAAAAGGUCCCAAAGGCUUCACAAUGUACUGAUAAAAUUUCACGACAAGAAAAACGUAAAAUCGAGAUCAUUGAGGUGACACCUAUCAGGAAGCAUGCAAGCAUCAAGGAUAAAUCACUAAUUGUUACAGAACCAGAUAGAACCCUCACAAAAAUUGAUCUAUUGGGUUGUGUUGUAGAAGCUGUUUCUGCUACAAAUUUGCCCUCCAGAAAGUGGGCGAAAAAAUACCCUAUAAAAGUGGAGAACAAAUCAUCAGUAAUAUAUCAUGGAAGCAAGUUAUUCUACAUGUAUUUUGAGACAUCUAGUGAAAAAGAAUCAUGGUGUCAAGCUCUACGUCUUGCUUCUUGUGAUGACAAAGAGAAACUUACAUGGUUUUAUAAAGCACGUGCGGAGUUUCAUAGUUAUCUGGCAUCAUUAAAUGUAGAAUAUCCUUCAUUUUUAAAACCAUCUAUCGGUUUUAAUCCAGAAAUCGGGGAUAGAUCUAUUAAAGUAGAUGGUUCAUCAUCAAAAAAGGUCCGCGACUUCUUAAAGAAAUUUGGGAAAAAAACUUCUAAAAUUGGCAGAGAUGAUAAGAAGUUUAGUGAAAAUUCUGUUGGUGGGUCUUCAAGGCUUUCUCAAACAGAAAAGAAGCCUAAUUAUGGUGCUGAGGAGAAAGUAGGAAGCAGGAACGGAGUAGGGUCUCAAAGUUCGGAUAAUGAUAAAAUCAGUAGCGAUGAAGGAACUUUAUGCUGUAAUUUGUUGAUUUCACGGUUGUUCUUUGAUGCUAAAAGCAAUGUCAAUUUGAGGAAUUCAAUACAAGCACGGAUUCAGAGAACGCUGUCCACAAUUAGGACUCCGAGUUAUAUAGGUGAAAUCAUUUGUACAGGUGUAAAUCCUGGAAAUGUUCCACCAUAUAUACAUGGCAUGCGCGUCCUACCAACAGAUCUGAAAGAAGUGGUUGCAAUGGAAAUUGAUAUUGAAUAUCACGGUGGCGUGGUUUUAGAUAUUGAAACAAGGCUUGAAGUGCAAGAGCUAGAAAAUUCGGAUUCAAAACCCGUGGAUGAUGUCGCCACGGAUCUUCUAGAAGGUUUUGGAGAACAGUUGAAGCUUAAUCAGCCCAUGGAUCAAAAGGGUGAUGAAAAUCUCAAAUUGGAAGAUACCAAAAGUUUAAAGGGCAAUGAACAAGCAUCUUCUACUGUACCCAAAUGGAAAUCUGUAAUAAAUUCUGUUGCCAAACAAGUCUCUCAGGUGCCCUUGUCACUUGCAAUAAGGGUAACAACUCUUCGAGGAACAUUAAGAGUACACAUCAAACCUCCACCGUCAGAUCAAAUCUGGUUCGGUUUCACAUCGAUGCCUGAUAUAGAUUUUAGUUUGGAGUCUGCUGUUGGUGAUCACAAGAUAACCAGUGGACAUAUCGCAUUGUUCAUCAUCAAUAAAUUUAAGGCGGCUAUUCGUGAAACCACGGUACUCCCCAACUCCGAAAGUGUAACCAUUCCCUUUAUGAUAGCAGAAAAGAACGACUGGAUCCCACAGAAAGCCGCACCAUUCAUUUGGACCAACCCCGAACUCACCACCGAGCCGGCCACUGAACGGACGGUCAUACAAGAAGUCCAUCGUUCCCAAUCUUCCAUCGAGACUCACCCACAAGAAGCACAAGAUGUCCAUACAAGUAGCAGAAGCAGUACAGAAACCACACAUGAUAAAACAACAUCCAGUCAAUCGGACGAUGAAAAGUCACCAGCAUAUGAUGAUGAAAAAUCAGCAGCGACUGAUGAGAAAACCCCGUUGUUAGAAAGCGACAAACAGCCACCGCCGCAAGAUGUGGCAGUGGAAGAAAACCAACUAGUUGCAUUACCGGAUUGGCGUCGUCCAUCACCGUCAGCACCUCAGGUGGUGGUGGUGGAAGAAAACAAUGAGGCGGCAGAAGGAGAGUUAAGGAGAAUGGGAACAAGGGCGAAGAUGCUAGGAUUACGAAAAAAAAUGGGCGAAAAACUUGAUGAAAAGAGACGUAAUCUUGAAGAGAAAGGGAGGCAUAUCGUCGAGAAGAUGCGAGGACCUGGAGGGAUUUGAUUUGUAUAUUUUUCAGUUUCGGAUUUGCAUAUGGGUCGGGAUUUGUAGUCUGUACGUUAUUGGGACCGCAGUUGUUGAAAGGUUUGAAUGCUUAUUUCUGCAUUUGAAAACAUCUGCUUGAUAAUUCUUUUAGGCUAAACCCGGUUCUGUCUUGAAAGGGUUGAAUGCUUAUUUCUGCAUUUGAAAACAUCUGCUUGAUAAUUCUUUUUGGCUAAACUCGGUUCUGAUGGA
This is a messenger RNA of Helianthus annuus (common sunflower), 2750 nucleotides long. RefSeq names its product testis-expressed protein 2. NCBI's taxonomy places the organism in Eukaryota, Viridiplantae, Streptophyta, Magnoliopsida, Asterales, Asteraceae. Gene Ontology annotation, cellular component: endoplasmic reticulum. Gene Ontology annotation, molecular function: lipid binding. The transcript has 7 exons. The coding region runs from base 270 to 2519 and encodes 749 amino acids. The record is from RefSeq and is a predicted model, not a curated record.